Coregonus sp. 'balchen' is the source of this 5491-nucleotide messenger RNA. The record is from the annotation of a GenBank genome assembly. NCBI's taxonomy places the organism in Eukaryota, Metazoa, Chordata, Actinopteri, Salmoniformes, Salmonidae.
AUGGAGAAAAUCCAUAUGGUCCAAGAGAUCGUCAUCACUGUCCAGAACAUUUUGGAUGAAAUCGCAUGCAUAGGGGAAAGAGUCAAGAAGUAAGUUUGACAUUUUAUGUUUACAGUAUACUGGCGAGUUAAAUGUUCUCUAUAGAAGUGGGUGUAUAACGCUUUGGCUAGCAACUACAUUAUUGAUUGUGCAGUAUCUUGUAACAUCUUAGUCAUAAUGAUAUUCUGACUUUAUUUGAUGUAAUAUUUCAUCCACAGCACAUUGAACUGGUCUGUGCCCUUCCUGUCCUGCCUGGCCUGCUUGGUUCUCUUUGUGGCAACAGCAGCAUUAUACUACAUCCCACUGCGCUACAUUAUCUUCAUAUGGGGUAAGUCAAAUAUACACCAUUAUUUUUUAUUAUAAAUACUGUAUUUUGUAAUGAAUAGUUUCCCUUCGGCAAAACAUUGUUGAAAAAAGACAAUUACAGUAAAUAGCGCUUACAUCCAUUAUAUAACAGUAAUUUGAACAUUCAGCAAUACUCACACCUCUUGAAUGCCCAGAGCUCAGGCUGCUAGCUCCAGAGGCCCAUUGUGCUCAGAGCUCUGCUCAGUGUGAGAUGUAAGCAGACCAGUCUAAGGCUAGGCCCAGGGUCUGUGAGAAAACAAAGCCGAGCGGCGAGGCAGGGAGAGCAUCAUGCUGUACAUAAAACAGGAUGUCCUUGGGCAGUGUAGGCUCCUGGUGUAAACCCUCAUUAUCCGCUCCAGUCCUACAGAGAUAGACAGUUGCCUCAGCGGUCAGAGGGAAACAGACACUCCUCAUCCAGCUGUUGGCCCACAACUAACUGUACUUCUACACUGCCUCCAACACAAUCGAUACCAACAUCAUAUCAAACAACAGCACUGAUACACUCUCCUGACUCCACAGUUAACCCCCAUCUCUGGUUGCAAGGCAAGCCUUUCAUGUAGUCUGCACACAUUUAGGUCCUUAGGUUCUUUCUGUACACAUUGUGGUAAAUGCUGUAGCUAGCAGUGAAUAUAUGGUACCAUUAUGGUCUGUUUUCUUUCUAGAAAUACUGUGGAAUGCAACCAAAUGGGGAGAAAUAACAGUAUUGAACAUGAUUAGAGAGAAAUAAUAAACUUAUUUGAAUGAAAACAUAAAUGUUUUUGUCGUUUGAGUGAUAUGGAAAGGUAGUUGGGAGUGGGGUGUUGAUAGGGGGGAGGGGAGGUUGGUGGUAAUCUCUGCUCUGGGCUAUUGUACUGAAUGUGUACUCAGAGGACCUGAGUCGCCUUUGGACACAGACUGAAAUGUAUGUUCUGCAGUCAACUAUCAGGCUCUGUUCAAAAGCUGUCAUGGAUGUGUGUGUGUCUGUCUGCAUUACAGCAUCCUCUGUACGGUUGUGCUGCCAACUUAUACACUACCGUUCAAAAGUUUGGGGUCACUUAGAAAUGUCCUUGUUUUCGAAAGAAAAGCAUUUUUUUUGUCCAUUAAAAUAACAUCAAAUUGAUCAGAAAUACAGUGUAGACAUUGUUAAUGUUGUAAAUGACUAUUGUAGCUGGAAACGGCAGAUUUUUUUUGGAAUAUCUACAUAGGCGUACAGAGGCCCAUUAUCAGCAACCAUCAGUCCUGUGUUCCAAUGGCACAAUGUCUACACUGUAUUUCUGAUCAAUUUGAUGUUAUUUUAAUGGACAAAAAAUGUGAUUUUCUUUCGAAAACAAGGACAUUUCUAAGUGACCCCAAACUUUUGAACGGUAGUGUAUAUUUAUGAUGAUACAUAUCCAUUGCACUGUCCAUACAACCCCACCACCUUAUUGAUGUACUGAUUCAAUUUAGUUCCUAGGGAUCAAUUCAAAUAGCAUCACAAGGUGCAAUUUCACACAGCAGUGAACAUAGCCACGGGAAGUAGGGGUACUGAGGGUGCUGCAGCACCCCCUGAAAGAUCAGAAGAGAAUAAAACAAUUAUACUAAAAUAAGUUAAAGUAUAUAAUUUGUAUUUAUUUUUUUCUUCACUGGGCCUCUACUAGUAUUUUUCAGCAUCUCUGCUUUGGCAAAAAAAGGUAGUUGCAUAAUUAAGAACAGUAUCUUGCAAGAUUCAAUAAUUGGAAUUGUAAGAGUUGUUGCCCUGUCAUUUUCUCUGUGAUUGUCAUUCUAAUGGAAUCCAGAAAUAACAAAACCCUGUCCUCAAACAUUUACAUCAAAAGGUGCAAAAUUAUCGGCAAAGACACAAAACAUCCCUAUCAAAUUAAAUAUUUGUCUUGAUCCAAUAACAUGGAAAACAACCACUUUUUGUGCAGUAUCAAUUUACUAUCCUUACGAACCACUUAAAUGUAAAUAUACAUUAGUGUAUUGUACAUAGGCUGGUCAUCUAGGUUUGUACCUGUAGACUUUCCAUCACCAUGAAGAAAAACAAUGCACAAUACAGUAAUUGAGUACAUUGACACAUCAAGUGGUUUGUGAUGAUGUGGCUCAGUCGGCAGAGCAUGGAGCUUGCAAUGCUAGGGUUGUGGGUUCGAUUACCACAGGACUAAAAAGUAUGAAAAUGUAUGCAUCACUACUGUAAGUUGCUCUGGAUGAGCGUCUACUAAAAUAGAAAAGGAAUGAAAAGACCAUUUCAGUUUUCACAUAGAAAUACAGUGUAAGUUGCAUUUACAAAGUAUUUCAAGAAACUGGAAAACAAAAUUUAAAAAUUGGCAAAAAAAUGCUACUUCCAGCGGCUAUGGCGGUGAAAGAGCUAGGGAUGGGGUUGCAAUAUUUUUUUGUCCUUCUAAAAAUAUGCAGGUCUGGAUGACAUCUUUAUUUAUUAAUGUGUCCUUGUUUUCACAGGCGUUAACAAAUUUACCAAGAAGCUGCGCAAUCCGUAUGCCAUUGACAAUAAUGAAAUACUGGAUUUCAUCAAGAGGGUGCCUUCUGAUGUUCAAAAGGUAAGGGUCCAAUUUUCCAUACAGACAGAGGGAGGGAAUUCUCUAAAGAUAUAUGCAUUAUUUGCUCUAACAGAAUUCCCAAGUGUUGGGGAAAUAUCCUCUGGCUUUGUUUGAUUAUUAAUGGACUCAUGCCUUUAAAACACCCCUGGCCCAAUUAUUUCUGGCAGUAGUUUGAUGCAGUCGCCCCAGUGCCUGGAUGGGUUCUACUCUGAUCUGUCCUCUGCCAUAUCGCUCCAGCCUAGUCCCUGAUUAGCAGUUUUGUCUCUCUGUGAUAAAAGCGCUGUGGUGUCCGGGACUAUGAUUGGCCAGGGGCCGGUGGAGGGCCCCCAAUGGCUGUAGUUGUGUGUGGCUGGGGUGCCCAGCUCUGAGUCAGCUGAGACACUCUGACGUGGCCCCUGUCACAUCAGGGUGGGGGAGUCAAUGAAUGUAGUUGUGAGCCCCGGCCGUCCUGCUGGGUGCCAUAUGUGAUCAUAUAUUAGCCAUGGCUGAUAUGUCAUUUGCUGUUACAUCACAGGGCUGAUAGCAAAUAGCUGCCAGGGCAGGGUGCUGUACUUUAAGUGGAGCUGGGUGUUCAUCCUGUUCACUCUCUGUUCUGUUCUCUGACCGUGGGCAGGAAAUAGUGCAACACAGCUCCUUCCUCUCCCAGGUACUUCACAGACAGUAUUCAGCCAGGAUACGUGACUGUCUGGAUCUGGAAAGACUCUCUGAACCCCAGUCUCUUUCUCUGCUGCCCCCUUGAUGUCCCUCUGAGAGUUAUUGCCAAAUGUUCAGUGAUGUUGUUGGAGAGAAGCCUAUGUGAUUUUUCGGCUGAGCAAGUUGGCAAAACAACAUGAUGAAUACAUUUAGUUUCACCAUCUUUUAUAUGUCUCACAUCUUUUAUAUGUGACACAUUUGUUCACGUUUUGAAAAUGACCAUGGAGACAAUACUUUUUAGUUUACGGAUCAGCUAUGUCCUGGAUGAUGGCUACAAAACAGAACAUUCAUAAUGACUCACCACUACAUACACUUCUGUGAAUAAUAAUAUUGCUGAAUAACACAAACACAAGAACCAUAACAAUAGUCCACAGAUUGCUGUUGUUACCUUAGAACUCCAACCCUUAGAUAGGCCUAGGUAUGGACACAGUCGAGCCAUAUUAAAAAGGCUGGAAAUGGACUCCUUUCUCACAGCAAAAUUACUUGGCAAUUAGUGCCUGUGCAAAUCUACAAAGCCGAGACUUCUGACAGGAGUGUGUCUGUCCUGAAAUAAGAAGCAUCUGUCAGUUCUGAGAACAGUUUCAUGUUCUGUUGCAGACGGCAGUCACUUUGUUCCCUCAUUCAUUCCAUCUACCAUUCUAAUAAUCAGGGUUUGGUAAUUAGUAUGGAGUCUCUACCUUGAUUCAACAGAACCAUGUUAUUGUUGUAUCAAAAACAAACAUGCUUUUGAAAGCAAAUUUGCUUCAAACUUCAUCUUGUUGAGUUUCUAAAACUAAUCUGUUUUGCAUUGUUGUUUUUAAAAAAAAAAUGUUUUGGCAUGUUAUUUUCACUAGACACAUAACAAAAAUUACACAAUGAUACAAGAUAUUUUAGAUACUUACGUUAUUUAAACCAUUGGCCAUAGUAAGUUCCAAUUUGGAAGUUUAAUUCUAGAUUUUCCGCCUUAAUUCUUGUUACAAAUAUGUUUGGACAUAUUGGAAUCUAUGUAAAAGAAUGAUUUGCAAAACAUUGAAACUUGAGACAAUCUUUGAUGUUGAGCCUCAUAAUUCUGCAGUGCAAACAUACUGUAACUGAAAGGAAAAAGAGGUUUAAGUUCAAAUGUCAAAGUGGCAGGUCUCUUUUUUCAGAAAUCAGUCAUCUUUGAGUUCCCACUGAAGCAUGUAAAGGUCGACAUCCCAUCGAUGCUAGUUCCUACUUUAGUCAAGAAACCCCUGGCUGAGGCAAUUCUUGGCUUCGUAUAAAGUUUUCUCAGAAAGGACAGAACUUGCACGAGCGAUUAUGCAGGUUACUCAACAGUUGAUGUCUGCUUCUAAUAUUGCGAUUGUGGCAGAGGAGGGGGGCGUACGCUGGUACGGAACCCUUGACUUCUCAAAUCCUUCCUCCCUGUGAUUAAUCCCCUCUGCUCCUGUGUUUAAAAAAUGAUUCAUUACAGGCGAACCCGCCUCGCUUUCCUCUGCACCAGCUCUCCUCGGGGGAGCCAUUACCGUGCGCUCCACUGAGCUCAGAUUACCUGCCUCCGACCAAACUCCUGUUUGUUUUUACAGGUGCAGUACAGCGAGCUGAGAGCGCCCAGCGUCCAGAGCCCACCACGGAGGAGAAGGUAAGCCCCGUGGACAUGCUAGAUGAAAGGCCCGGGCUCCUUCUGAAAAUGGCACAGCCCAGUCUGCUACGAUGACAAUGCUCCAGUGCCAGCAGAAUCUGCGACCCCUUACCCCCCUCUCCCGUGCCCCCUGCUGCGGGGGUGCAGUCAGCUACUCUCCCGCUUGUGUGUCUGCCACCCCCCUGACAGGGGCUGUGCACUGCACCGGCUAGGAGGGCAGCACAUGGAGCUGUCAAUCACAGAGCCAGAGACGCCGUCCGCCCACCCCGGCCCAGCUUGCAUCCAUUCAUGCAUUUUAUAA